AUGAUUGACGCAUUUCUACGUCACAACAUCUACGAUGGAUUCCGUGAUGCUAUCGCAGAAGCCGCAUAUACUCCCACACCAGCGGAUCUGAAUUAUCCGCCUGUGAAGAAGCGUACAAAGCUCCACACUGCCACUCAGAAAUCCAAGUCCCUAAUUACGGAUCUCUCCACGCACCCGGAAUAUUGGAAGUCUGAGGAGAAGCUAGCCGAGUUAUACGAAGAUCUGCUCUCGCUCCUCCACAAUAUUCAGACCCAACGCAACACUAUGUCUGAUCUAAUUAUUCCGCACGUGCUGAACCCGAUCGAGGACAACAAGGAGUUCGUUGAUAUUCUGGCUCACUACAACGUCACCAUCAACUAUAUUAAUAUUAAGCUGAUCUGCGCAACUGCUACAGCAGAGGCAGCUACCGGAUUCCUUACGUUAAAGAAGAUUGAUUCCGCUAUUGCACGACUCCAUAACAUCACACUCGAGUCGUCACUACCAGCUGAGUCAAUCGAUCUCAACGAUAUUCCGACUAUCGAGGACACGCGCGCAGACCAUAGACCAACAAGGACAGUUCGCACAGUACGCGCAGUUGCAGUCAGCCUUUCUCUAUCAGCGCACUCGGACAAGCGCAAGCAGAAACCAGCGAAGAAUUCUCCAUCUCCCAGCUCUUCGCGCAGGCAGUCAUCUCAGAGACAAGAGAAGCAGCCUACUCCCGAUCUGGUCUGUCACUUCUGCAAGGCCACCGGCGCACACUUCAGCGCAGGUUGUCCCAACAUCAAGAGUCUGUCAGAUCGCGCCAUCACCGCAGUCUCUGAUGGCAAAUGUCUGUAUUGUCUGAAAGCGCACUCGCCCGGAUACUGCAGACGAGAUACUCCUGUCGUCUCUGCGAUUCUACUGAGCACCAUCCGGCACUGUGCCCCUACAGUCACUACAUAG
Molecule: messenger RNA, 921 nt
Organism: Ostertagia ostertagi
Lineage: Eukaryota; Metazoa; Nematoda; Chromadorea; Rhabditida; Trichostrongylidae
Source: the annotation of a GenBank genome assembly